AUGGCUGUGCCAGUGUUCUGUCUCAUCUUUUUUCUCAUGCCAGGAGCAUCGGCAUUUGUUUGCAAUUUUACUGAUUGUGAAGCUCUUCUCAAAUUCAAGGGAGGCAUAACAAGUGAUCCGAAAGGAUACGUCCAGGAUUGGAAUGAAGCCAAUCCUUUCUGCAACUGGACCGGAAUUACAUGCCACCAAUAUCUCCAAAACCGGGUUAUAGAUCUUGAGAUCAUAGAAAUGCGCUUAGAAGGAAGUAUGUCGCCAUUUCUAUCCAAUCUUUCUCUUCUCACCAAGCUUUCCUUGCAGGGUAAUAAUUUCCGUGGAGAAAUCCCAACUACCUUGGGGGCUCUCUCACAGUUGGAAUAUCUGAAUAUGAAGGAAAAUAAGCUCUCUGGUGCCUUUCCAGCUUCACUACAUGGCUGUCAAAGCUUGAAAUUUCUAGACUUGUCUGUGAACAACCUAUCUGGGGUCAUUCCUGAAGAACUAGGAUGGAUGAAGAAGCUGAGUUUUUUAGCUCUCUCUGUAAACAACCUCACUGGGGUCAUUCCGGCCUUCUUGUCAAACCUGACAGAAUUGACACAGCUAGAACGGGCUGUGAACUACUUUACUGGGCAAAUCCCAGUGGAGCUUGGAGUUUUGAGCAGGCUUGAGACUUUGUUUUUGCACCUAAACUUUCUUGAGGGAACAAUACCUGCAUCACUAAGUAAUUGCACUGCAUUGCGAGAAAUUUCAUUGAUUGAGAAUCUUUUAUCCGGGGAAAUCCCUUCAGAAAUGGGGAACAAGCUCCAAAACUUGCAGAAGUUGUAUUUUUUAAACAACAACAUUUCUGGUAGGAUUCCAGUGACAUUCUCAAAUCUUUCACAAAUAACUCUGCUUGAUUUGAGUGUCAAUUACUUGGAGGGUGAAGUUCCCGAGGAACUGGGGAAGUUGAAGAACCUUGAGAUCCUUUACCUCCAUAGCAACAACCUGGUUAGCAAUUCUUCUCUUAGUUUUCUUACUGCUCUCACAAACUGUUCAUUUCUGAAGAAACUGCACUUGGGCUCCUGUUUAUUUUCUGGGAGUUUACCUGCUUCCAUUGGAAAUCUUUCCAAAGACCUCUACUAUUCCAAUCUUUUGAAUAACCGUAUAAGAGGAGAGAUUCCAGAUAGUAUUGGAAACUUGAGUGGCCUCGUGAACCUACAACUGUGGUACAAUCACCUGGACGGGACAAUUCCAGCAACUUUUGGAAAGCUGAAGCUGUUGCAAAGACUAUAUUUGGGGAGAAACAAGCUCCAAGGUUCCAUUCCAGAUGAAAUGGGGCAGAAGGAAAACCUUGGCUUACUUGAUCUUGGCAAUAAUUCCUUAACCGGUUCAAUCCCUUGUUCACUUGGUAACCUCUCACAGUUGAGAUACCUUUACCUAUCUCGGAACAGCUUAUCAGGAAAUAUUCCCAUCAAACUCAGCCAGUGCUCUCUCAUGAUGCAGCUGGAUUUAUCUUUUAACAACUUGCAGGGGCCUCUUCCACCAGAAAUUGGAGUUUUUUCUAACUUGGGGCUCUCCGUCAACCUUUCAAAUAACAAUCUAGACGGGGAAAUACCUGCAACUAUUGGAAAUCUGGUAUCUGUACAAGCUAUUGACUUAUCGGUGAACAGAUUUUCUGGCAUUAUACCAAGUUCAGUUGGAAGUUGUACAGCUUUGGAGUACUUGAACCUAUCCAAGAACAUGAUUCAAGGUACAAUUCCAGAGUCAUUGAAACAAAUUGCAUAUUUAAAAGCACUGGAUCUGGCUUUUAAUCAAUUAACAGGCAGCGUUCCAAUCUGGCUUGCCAAUGACUCAGUGAUGAAAAAUUUCAACCUGUCGUAUAAUAGAUUAACUGGAGAAUUUUCAAGUAUGGGAAGGUUUAAAAAUCUUAGUGGAAGCACAUUGAUAGGAAAUGCAGGCCUGUGUGGUGGUUCUGCGCUAAUGAGACUCCAGCCAUGUGCAGUUCAAAAGAAAAGGAGGAAGUUAUGGAAAUGGACCUAUUACUUGUUGGCAAUUACUGCUAGCUGCUUUUUACUGCUCUUGGUAUAUGUCGGGGUCCGUGUUAGACAAUUCUUUAAAAAGAAAACUGAUGCAACAUCUGAAGAAGCAAUUCUGAUGGCUUUCAGAGGACGAAAUUUCACUCAAAGAGAGCUCGAAAUUGCAACCGACGGGUUCUAA
Populus trichocarpa (black cottonwood) is the source of this 2169-nucleotide messenger RNA. RefSeq names its product LRR receptor-like serine/threonine-protein kinase EFR. Gene Ontology annotation, molecular function: protein binding. Lineage: Eukaryota; Viridiplantae; Streptophyta; Magnoliopsida; Malpighiales; Salicaceae. The record is from RefSeq and is a predicted model, not a curated record. The coding region runs from base 1 to 2169 and encodes 722 amino acids. The transcript is spliced from 2 exons.